GAUUAAUUGAAUAGCAAUUACAGAAUUUGAAUCAAGUGAAGCAAACACUUUUACUUGAGGAGUACUGGGUAAAAUAUAUUUACAAAGGUUCUUUUUUAUUUAUUUAAAAUGCAAAACAUAUAUAUAUUUAAAUCAUUGUUUUUUUUUAAAGUACAAACAUAUUUGGGGGAAACGUCUCGUACGCAAGUGGUUAGGGCUAGGCAAUAUGGCUGAAAAACGUAUCACGAUAUUGGCAUUCCUAUCAGUUGACAUUGAUAAUUACUGAUUAGAUUUUUGUAUUAAAUAUCCAAUAUACUGUACUGCUAAACUAGUGAUGUGAUCUUUCCUCUUUUAUCUGCAAUUUCUUCAUGAGUUGUUCUCAUUUUCUCUGAUCACCCCCAUUUGUUUUAUUUUUAAGCAGUAAGGGGUAUUUUAAACAAAAACUAAUCAGUAAUUUUUUAUAUGAACUGAAAUAAAAUCCACCCUGUUUUCCUCUGUUUAUUGUCUUCUCUGGAUGGGGUGUACUGAAAUAAAUUUUUGUUGUGGUUUGGUACAAUAACAAAAAAGCAUUCAUUAAUUUGAUCUUGAUAAUAUUUUGGGGUCAUAUUGCCCAGCCUUAGAGAAAAUUAUAAAUAUUUUUGACAUGCUAUUUCAAUUAAAAAUGUAAUUAAUAGAACAUUGUUUUUCAAAAAUUGAACUAUUUUAUCUUGUAUUUUUAAAGAUGCCCGACUUAUUUAGUUAUUGGUUGAAUAAAACUGACUUGAAAUCUAAAUCUAAUAAUUUUGACCCCAACCGUAAUAUUUUCCUACCUGGAAAAAGAAUUGCUGAAAUAAUGAACAUGACAACCACGCUGUUGAGUCUUUAUGAACGUCUGUCUGACUUUGUUUCUUUCUGCAUUUAUUUGGAUUCUAAAUGUAAAAGUUCAGAGCAGCACAGAUUCAGUCACAAAUAUAUAAACAAAACAAAAGGCACAGAGUUUAUAACUGUAAAUUCAACAGUGACAGAUUUACAGUUGGAGCAGUAUCGACCCUUUCUACGCGUGACGUCACUGCCUUCAGAACUCCUCCCGCUCCGCCAUGAUGGACGUCAAAACCACCAAUGAGCUCCCGCAAAGCCGAUCAAAAAACGCACAUCUGAUAGCCUGAUAUCACUGUUAUUUAGUCGAUUUCGCAGUAAAAAUGGUCACGGGUUGCUGCGCGGUCUGCUGCACAAACAGACAAGGGUGACAACUAAACUUGUCAUUUUAUUUUGUAACUUUUAAUGAGAAAAAAUGCAGCGGCGAUGGACACCAGCCGUUAAUCAUAAUGACGUGUCAGCCCUUGGUGUAACCGCGGAUUUGCAGUGAACAAUAUUUACAAGGUAGAGUCAUGCGAGGCAGGGGAGGCGGCUGGAGGAGAGGCGGCCGGGGUGGACACGACGGCGACGGCAAUAACAGUGAGCACAGAGGCCGGGGGAGAGGCGGCCAACACCGCGGCAGGGGCAGGCGAGACCACCGGGGACGCGGACGCGGUGGAGACUACCACGCCGCAGCAAACUUUCCCCAGCAGCACCAAGAUGAGGGGGAGAACCUCGAAGAUGAAGACAACAGGACGGCGGUGUUCUCCAGAAGAAAACUGGAGUCCAACUGGGACCGUUACGAGGCAUCAGAGAGGGCGGAGGAAGACGACGGCACGCCGUCUCAGAGAGGAACCGACUUCCAUGUGCUGCUGGAGUCAGCGGGGGAUUCGUUCACUCAGUUCCGGUUUGCAGAAGAGAAGGACUGGGAGAUGGAUCCAUUCGCAGCCAAUCAGGUGUCGGCGGUGCUUUUGGACCUCCCUGCUCUCGCCCAGAGUCUCCAACAAGUUCCUCUCCACCGGAGACUGAAUCUAGAAGCUGAACUGGUUCAGGUCUCGACACCAGUAGAGCUGCCAGCUGUGAGCCUCGCACCUAAACAGGAAGUACCCAAAUUUCCUCCUCCGUCUGCUGCCUUUAAAGGCCUCAGCACCAGUCAGAAACCAGCGGUGGGCUUAAACUCCCAGGUUUCCUCUGUGGCUGUUAAACCUGAGGAGGAGGAGGAGGAGGAGGAUGAAGAGCUGGAUGAGCUACUUGGUUUACAGAAACCCGGUUCAGAUGACGCAGGACAUCAGCUGAUCUGCAGUCCAAACGAGGAGAGACGAUCGCCAGAGAAAGGAUUUGAAGAAGCGGCAUCGGAAGAAAAAGCUUUAGAUGAGGAUGUUGCCCCUCCAAAGCCUGCGGAGGUCAAAGAGUCGAUCACUGAGGAGGACCUGGAGGACUGGCUGGACAGCAUGAUCUCCUGACCAUGAAGAAGAUGCACGAUUUAAUGACCGGAGUGGUUGGCGCACUCACCUGCUUGCCAUUGUGAGUGACGGAGGACAGGAUGGUGCGAAGCGUCUUGAAGCCCAUGGCGAUGUCCAACAGAUGUGCAGCGAAGAAGAAGUUGUUGAAGUGUCCAAAGAUGGACAUGGUGGUAUACCAGAUCAGAUACAGGAAGUACUG
Messenger RNA from Xiphophorus couchianus (Monterrey platyfish), 2475 nucleotides. RefSeq names its product apoptosis, caspase activation inhibitor (gene aven). The transcript is spliced from 8 exons. The record is from RefSeq and is a predicted model, not a curated record. NCBI's taxonomy places the organism in Eukaryota, Metazoa, Chordata, Actinopteri, Cyprinodontiformes, Poeciliidae. The coding region runs from base 1347 to 2276 and encodes 309 amino acids. Gene Ontology annotation, biological process: negative regulation of G2/M transition of mitotic cell cycle.